This is a messenger RNA of Ruditapes philippinarum (Manila clam), 2736 nucleotides long. RefSeq lists its product as uncharacterized. NCBI's taxonomy places the organism in Eukaryota, Metazoa, Mollusca, Bivalvia, Venerida, Veneridae. Bases 70 to 1944 code for a protein of 624 amino acids. The transcript has 3 exons. The record is from RefSeq and is a predicted model, not a curated record.
GUUUUUAGUCCAUCCCGAAACACUGAUGUCGCCGUAAGAAUUCAGUUUCCAAUAAAAUUGAGUUUUGCAAUGAGCAUACACAAGUCACAAGGAUUAACACUGGAUAGUUUGGAGAUCGACUGUCGUCAGAUAUUCAAGCCAGGACAAUUGGGAGUUGCUCUUGGACGGGCUCGAGAAACAAAAGGUCUACGAGUGAUAAACUUUAAUGUAAAGAAAAGUGUAAUUUCACAACCUGCUUGUGUCAUGAAUUUCAUGCAAAAAGUAUCUGCUGACUUUCAAGAGGAUAGAAGUUGUUGCAACAAUAAACAACAAAGGUUAGAAGAACCUAUUGGCAUAGGUGCAGGUAAUUUGACUGUUGAUGACAUGAUUAUGAUUGAUGAACUUACUGAGCUUGAUGAACAAGAAAGUUCAGAGGAAUUUGACAGUGAAUUUGAUGAAGUUAUCAAAAUGAUAUGUGAAACACAGAGUGAAUCAGUAAAUCUUCCAACAGACUUGGAUUUAGACGGAAUUUUGACUGGCAUUAAAUGUACGAUUGUGAAAACUCCAAUGCAAUACAAUACCAACAAAAUCCUGACAGAAAUUGAUCAUGCGAAGUACAUACAGUUCUGUAAAAAUGAAUAUGCAAAGUUGUCAUCUUUUGUUGAGGAGUUAGAUGUUGAUCCUUCAAAAUCUGUACCAAGUAAGCUGCAGACUGAAUUUUACACUAAAGUACAUGCUUACCAAGUAAGUGCUGAAUUUAGAAUGAAUUGCCUAACUUUCUUUGAAAGCAUGCAAUGUACUGAAGACCACCUUCACAUCUGCUUUAAUAUAUCCAACCAAAUUAGGACAUAUCUUUUGAAAAAGAAAGCAGAAUUGUUUCCUGUAGGAAAAAGAAAGAUUUCUGAUAGAAUUAUUACAAAUGCUUCUGAAGCACGUGUAAGAUAUGUAGGUGGCUAUUGUAUAGCUAAAGUAAGAAAUAAAUAUAUGCAAAAGAAAAAGAGCUAUAUGUAUAAAGUAGAUGAAAGCGGCCAAGCUGUAUAUAAUGAGUCCUUGCAAGCAGUGGAUAUUUUAGAUUCUAUAAAAGUUGAAGAAUACUAUUUAUUAGCUACCACAACAAAACCAGAGUCCCUAUUAGAUGUUAAUAGAAAGCAGGGACUGAAUAGAUCACUUACCAAUAUACCUGAUGAUCUUUUCCAGUUCUUCCAGAUACUGACUGAAAAAUGUCUACAACUUUUAGUGGAUGAAAACAUGAAUAAAUAUGGAAGCAAUCUGUUCGAGGAAAUAAAAAAUAAAAUUUUGGAAAGUUCUGAAUUGUAUAAUGAAUUCUUUAGUGUUGUAGACAAGUGCAGGGCAAUUAAUCAAGACCUUGGUGAAAAUUAUGUCCAACAUUCUGACAACAAUGUGGUCAAAAUUAUCUACAAGAAAAUCAUCAAAAUAUACUUAAUGGUUAUGGUGAAUCAAUUUAGGAAAGAUGUCUUAGACGCUUUUAGUAUUGAAAAGAAAAUGGCUCAUAGGAAACAGGUCCGGGUUUCAGAAAAGUCCAAAGUAAAAUCUAAAGCUCAAAAAGGAUCACAAAAUGAUGAUGAAAGGCCUUCCACUUCAAAUGACAGUAGCAUACCUAUCAUUGAACCAACAUGUAGUUCAUCAAGACCAAAAAGGAGACGAAAAAUUAAAAAAACUAGUGAAAUAUCAAGCAGUGAUGAUGAACAUAUAAACAUUGAAAUUCCGCUUGAAAAGCCUAAAGAUCAGGCUGAUAAUUUUGAAAUGUCAGAAAACUCGGAUGAAGAAACAUCUUGUCAAGUGUGUAACUUAAAUCAGAAUACGGCUCCUUCACAAACACAAUGGAUUAAUUGUGACGGUUGUAAUGGUUGGUUACAUCGCAAAUGUGCUGGGCUUCAACAUCAUCUUAGAUGGAAAAAAAUUAACAAAAAAGAUGAACAUUUCUACUGUCAGCAAUGUGAAUAAAUAACAUAAAUAUAAGACAGUAACUUUUUUUUAUAAAAAAUAUGAAAUAACUGUGUUAAAGUUGUAAAAAUGGAUUUUACCAGGUAACAACAGACAUUUUCACUUUUGAAGACUCCACACAAUGUUUUUUUAAAAUAACUAAUAGUAAGUUAUAUCAGUUUAUCAAAGACAGAUUUUUUCACGAUUUGCAUGCAGUCUUAAAUUUUCCGCCAAUCUUUGUACCGGCAAAAGUGUGUGUACUUACGUUUAUAGUAGAUAGAGCCGGGCCCAGACACACCUCCGUCGUUGACCAAUGAGACGUUGUGUUACAAAUCUCCACGAGCAUGCGCAUUGUACUGGCAUGGCUGCUGCAGGACGAUUGAAAACAAACCGCUGAGAAAACAGGUUCGUUUCUUUACGUGAAUAGAUUUAUAGAUAAUUUAAGUACGGAGCGUAAUUGUAUUUGAUAGACUUGAAACAUCUGCCGCUGCAAUUUGUGCAUUAAUUAUGAAUUUAGAGUGUUUUAGUCGUGAAUGUUUUACCAAAACGGUGCAAUCAGAUCUCUUCCGAGUUAGAAUUAUUGACAGUUUUGACUUGAAUAUUUCUUGCUACGUAUAAUCAGCGAAGGUGUCAGUGUUGUUUCCUUAAAAAGUAUUCAUUUGUCUAAGAUUUGACACCAAGAUUGUUAAGAUCGGUGAAAAAUUGAUGAAUAUAUGCGCUGAUAAUUGAGAUGCUAGUGAUAUUUCUAUGCAAAAUGAAAGUAGAGUAAAAUACCUUUACAAUAUUUUAGUCAUAAAAAAAUUUUUUUUUUUU